This is a messenger RNA of Pogoniulus pusillus (Red-fronted tinkerbird), 5311 nucleotides long. RefSeq names its product leucine rich repeat containing 8 VRAC subunit D (gene LRRC8D). NCBI's taxonomy places the organism in Eukaryota, Metazoa, Chordata, Aves, Piciformes, Lybiidae. Gene Ontology annotation, molecular function: protein binding. Bases 105 to 2675 code for a protein of 856 amino acids. The record is from RefSeq and is a predicted model, not a curated record. The transcript is spliced from 2 exons.
GUCAGCAGUUGGCUUGGUGUUCCUGUCAACAGAGCCUCCUGGAGCCAGUGCUUAGCUCAGCUGAAGCCAGAGGAGGAAGGAGGAGAAGCACAGCCUAAUCAGGAAUGUUCACCCUUGCAGAAGUUGCAUCGCUCAAUGACAUCCAGCCAACCUAUCGUAUCUUGAAACCAUGGUGGGAUGUAUUUAUGGAUUAUCUAGCUGUGGUUAUGUUAAUGGUUGCCAUUUUUGCUGGAACCAUGCAGCUGACCAAAGACCAGGUGGUCUGCUUGCCUGUUUUGCAGUCUACUGUAAAUUCCAAAGCACAACCAGGCAUGUCAGGGAAGGCUGACUUUACCACUGUUGAAACAACCACUGGUCAAGGAGAAGACAUGUCAGUGAGAACGGUUUCCUUUGGAAGUGCAUCUACUGUAACACCUGAUGUACCUCUGAGCAGACCUGCUUCUUCUCAGUCUCAACCCACUGAAUCGGGCCAGGAGCCGAAGAAGGAGCAGAAAGAUUCUUUAGGCCGUAAAACAAAUCUGGAUUUUCAGCAAUACGUGUUUAUUAACCAGAUGUGCUACCAUUUGGCUCUUCCGUGGUAUUCAAAGUAUUUUCCCUAUCUGGUUCUCAUCCAUACUAUCAUUUUAAUAGUCAGUAGCAAUUUUUGGUUCAAGUAUCCCAAGACUUGUUCAAAAAUUGAACAUUUUGUGUCUAUAUUAGGGAAGUGCUUUGAGUCCCCAUGGACUACAAAAGCAUUGUCUGAAACGGCAUGUGAAGACUCGGAGGAGAACAAACAGAGGUUAACUGGUGCCCAGUCCCUGCCCAAGUACGUUUCCACUAGCAGCGAUGAAGGAAGCCCAAGUGCCAACACUCCCAUGAUAACAAAGUCUGGCUUCAAAUUUUCAGCUGACAAGCCAAUGAUUGAGGUUCCCAGUGUCACUAUUUUAGAUAAGAAGGACGGAGAACAAGCCAAAGCGCUGUUUGAGAAAGUCCGCAAGUUCCGUGCUCACGUGGAGGACAGCGAUCUGAUUUACAAGCUCUACGUUGGCCAGACUAUCAUCAAGACUGUCAAGUUCAUAUUUAUUCUCUGCUAUACUGCAAACUUUGUCAACACUAUUAGCUUCGAACACAUCUGCAACCCAAAAGUGGAACACCUGAUUGGCUACACGCAGUUUGAAUGUACGCACAACAUGGCUUACAUGCUGAAGAAGCUGCUUAUCAGCUAUAUUUCCCUCAUUUGCGUCUAUGGUUUUAUCUGUCUCUACACUCUCUUCUGGCUCUUCCGAAUACCUUUGAAAGAAUAUUCCUUCGAAAAGGUCAGAGAAGAGAGUAGCUUCAGUGAUAUUCCUGAUGUCAAGAAUGAUUUUGCCUUUCUCUUGCAUAUGGUAGAUCAGUACGACCAGCUGUAUUCUAAGCGAUUCGGCGUCUUCUUGUCCGAGGUAAGCGAGAACAAGCUCCGGGAAAUCAGUUUAAACCACGAGUGGACUUUUGAGAAGCUGCGGCAGCACGUCUCCCGCAACGCCCAAGACAAGCAAGAGUUGCACCUCUUCAUGCUGUCGGGGGUCCCUGAUGCAGUGUUCGACUUGACGGAUCUGGACGUUUUGAAACUCGAGCUGAUUCCCGAAGCAAAGAUCCCAGCGAAAAUUUCUCAGAUGACGAAUCUUCAGGAGCUUCAUCUGUGCCACUGCCCUGCGAAGGUCGAGCAGACUGCCUUCAGCUUCCUCCGGGACCACUUGAGAUGCCUUCAUGUGAAAUUCACAGAUGUUGCAGAAAUUCCCGCCUGGGUGUAUUUGCUCAAAAACCUCCGUGAAUUGUACUUGAUAGGCAACUUGAACUCUGAAAACAACAAAAUGAUAGGGCUCGAAUCUCUAAGAGAGUUGAGACACCUUAAAAUUCUCUAUGUGAAGAGCAAUUUGACCAAAAUUCCCCCCAAUAUCACAGACGUGGCGCCACAUCUGACGAAGCUAGUCAUUCUGAACGAUGGCACUAAGCUCGUGGUACUCAACAGCCUUAAGAAAAUGACUAAUGUUGCGGAGCUGGAGCUGCAGAACUGUGAACUGGAGAGAAUCCCCCAUGCCAUCUUCAGCCUCUCUAACUUACAGGAACUGGAUUUAAAGUCGAAUAGCAUACGCACAAUUGAAGAAAUCAUUAGUUUCCAGCACUUAAAAAGAUUGACUUGUUUAAAGCUGUGGCACAAUAAAAUAGUUAACAUUCCUUCCUCCAUUACUCACGUAAAGAAUUUAGAGUCUCUCUAUCUCUCCAAUAACAAACUCGAAUCCUUACCAGCUGCAGUGUUCAGUUUACAGAAACUUAGGUGUUUAGAUGUAAGCUACAACUCAAUCGCGUUGAUCCCGGCGGAAAUAGGUUUGCUUCAAAAUCUGCAGCAUUUCUACAUUUCAGGAAACAAAGUCGACACUUUGCCAAAACAGUUGUUUAAAUGUGUUAAAUUGAGGACUUUGUGUCUGGGACAAAACUGCAUUACCUCAAUCCCAGAUAAAGUUGGUCAACUGUUGCAGCUGACUCAUCUGGAACUGAAGGGAAACUGCUUGGAGUACCUGCCAGCCACUCUGGGGCAGUGUCAGCUUCUCAGGAAAAGCGGGCUCGUGGUGGAAGAUCACCUCUUUGACACUUUGCCCUCAAAAGUUAAAGAGAUGUUGAAUCAAGACACAAGCAUUCCUUUUGCUAAUGGGAUUUAGGCCGAGGUGAAAUGCUUGGUAGCUGACUUCCAAACGGCAGAUGCUGAGAAGUAUGGCAGUUGUUGAAACCAUGCAUUUUAGACAGCAGAGUUCCUUGGAAGGCAGGACUACCAGCAGGAUUAGCAGAGGUGUAACUGAGUGUUCGAUGUUUGCAGUGUUUUAAAAGAUUCUUUCCAAAAUUUUUUGAAAGGAUAAAGAACCUUAAUAAUCUCAAUUCUUUUUUUCCUUAAAUUGUUUGUAACUUGGAUGCUGCCGCUUUUGAAUGUUUACAAAUUUGCUUGCCUGCUUAAAGUAAAUUAUUAAAUUGACCUUUUCUUACUAUGCAAGUUAUUCCUUAAGGUCUGGAUUUACUUUAGUGCAUUUCGGGGUGGGGGGGGAAAAAAAAGGACAAAUGUUCUGUGUGGUAUAGUUCUGACAGCACUUGAAACACAUGUCCGUGUGUGUUGGUAGUGUUUAGCCAUUCUCAGCAAAUGAAACCAGUUUGGCUGUGCUUUUGAACUGCACCAGAACCACCAUUUUCCUGCAUUAAGGUAUGUGGUUUGCAUCAGGCCAAGUGUCUUUGCCUUCAUUCCUCAUUCUCUCAAGGCCUCAUGUUGUUGGAUGAGAUUCCUUCUGUGGUUCAGUGUGCUAUUCCUUCACACCUGCAAAGACUGGUCUCAUUCCUGCAACUGGUCUCCCCCUCAGCUUCUGUAAUGUCCCUCUGUCCCACGCAGCAGUGGGUGGUAAAAGGGAGAAUACUGCCACUUGGCUUUCCAGUUGGGGAUAGUUUUGAUAUUUGAACUGUUUUGCAAGGUGACUUUGAAAGCCAUUAAACACCAAGUGACUUUACUACUCAUGUGUUGCCCCUCUUCUGAGUUUCCAUCUGGGAAAUCUAAGGCAUUUUAUGAGUUGGUGAUUGUUUUAUUUCACAGCCCUUGAUUAAGAACUGGUGCACCUGCUCCAUUUACUGCAGUAAUGACAGAGACGUAAGAGGUACGACUUAACCCAAGCAGGACUCAGUUUUAUCACCUAUUGUGGGGUGUCUUCUACACCUGGACUUUGACCAUAGUACCACUCUUCUUCCCCCUCCCCAACCCAAGUAGUUUGAGGUUUCUGAAUGCUUAUGCACUAUUAGAAAAGCCUGUGUGCCAGAUAAAGCAAAAAGCAGACAGCAUUAAGCGUGGGAUUUUUUUUUCCCUUCUGGUAGUGUUUUGGGUUUUUUUCAAACUGAGUUUGCAUUGCCAGAACUAUUAAAGAAAUAUAAUCCGUUAAAUCUGCAGUAUCAUCAGUUGUAAAUCUUGGCCAUUUACAUUCCAUGUGUGCAGAAAAGAAGUACUAUGCUGGGAGAUGAUUACAUGAUUACUCAUGGUUUAAACACAAUUCCCUAUUGUAGUGUGGUCAGGACUGAACUAGUCUGUAGUUCAAGGGACUGUUGUUCUCACACAGAAAUCCUCAUGCACAGUGAUUUCUGCUGUAACUUCACCAGAGCUGCCCUGACUUACACCACUAUUAAUGAUGGGAUAGUCUAAGCCUAGGGGCAUCGAGCAGUCGGGAACAUUUCAAAUGCUGCUCUUCAAAUCUCACACAUUUCAUUGUUAAUCAUUUACUCUUAGUCAUGCUGGGAGGACUGUUCUCAGCUGUAGGUAGCAGUCUCUAAAUACAUACCUGCAUUGUAAGUUUAUGUAUACCAGAAGACCAGUUUAUCAGUAGUGGUUUUUCAACUUUAGAUGAGGAUGCAGUUUGUUUCCUCCUUGUCAGCAAGUAGGAAACUUGGGAUGUUGACAGUUCUGCAACAGCAAGUCACAGGUUUGGGAGAAUACUUGCAGUUACUGAUGUGUCCUCUACUGGGAAACUUAGUGCUAACCCUCAGAAUUUCUCUUUUUUUUUAAGUAGAAGUUGAAGCUGCAGUGGAUUUUUUUGUUGUUGUUUGUUUGUUUUUAAGAAACUCUUCUGUUUUUUGCACAUAGAUCACUUUACAAAUGCUGGACUAUUGACUAUUUAGAAGAACUGUGGAAUAUACUAUUGAUGUAUGCUUUGUAUUUGCUGUUGAGUGUCAUUGCAACUUCCAGGAAGUUGUGCGUAGGAGGGAGGAAGAGUGGAAGAUGACAAAGUAGUUAAAGUAUCUAGAGAAAUAGGUGGGUUUUUUUUUCCCAUCUUUUUGGCUUAUUUUAGUAGCAGAGUCACACAGAAUGUGACUGUGGAUAGAUCAGUCUUUUAAAAGCUUUUUUUGGGUGUGUUUCUGCUACUGUCCCUACUGAUGUUCAAAAAUAAACCCACCUCCACUUCAUAUGAGUAUGGUAUAGAGAAUUUAGACCACUAUUUUGGCUAUUUAUUAGCCAGUUGUACUUCUUUAGACAACUUCUCCAAAAUAAGUAUGUGUUAAUUUCAGGCUUGUGAUGCUUGUUCAGCAUAAAGUCGAUUGUUUUUAGAAGAGCUUUCUUAACAGUGAGGUGGAACUACCCACCAGCCCCACGUCACCGCCCCCCCAGUCCUUCCUCUUCUUUGUGACCGUUCAUAAUGUUCCUAUUUCCUGUGUCAACUGACACAGUCUUGCUUUAAUUUCUUCAAAGUUCAUCUCUUUUUCUGUGUAAGGCAUGUGAAAUAUAUUUUGCAUUUCUAUUUGAUUUAAUAAAUAAGAUGUUUAUAUCUUCCUCUAA